UUGUGUUGGUUAGCCAUGCGCGCUAUCCAUUCUUGGUCAGGUUCGCGGGCUGAUUUUCCAUCGAAAGACGAUCUCCUCGAACAUGUAUUUUGUGAUCGGCGUACUCAGUAGACAAGUGUAACAAUGAAUCUGGUUCACUUAAUUGUGGUGAUUGCGAUUAUUGAAAUCACGGUCGUUAAGUGUGAUGUUUUGGAUCAGGAAAGUACCGGUGUUCGAAGCGGCGACCUUGAGGAAAGGGAUGUCAGUGUCAGUGGGGAAGAACAAGAGUUCCGGAAGAAGAAAGAAAAGCAAGACAUGAUGUCAAAAAUCCUCCCUAUGAUGGUGAUGCCGUUCAUGGUCUCCACAUCGAUGAUACCGAUGAUGUUGAUGAGCUUGAAGUUUAUGUUAAUGAAAAGCGCUUUGAUGGGUGGAAUCGCCAUGAUUUUAUUGCUUAUUAACAUGUUCCGGGGGAGAAGUGAUCAAGGGGGAGUUUACUCACACAACUUUCAUCAGCAUCGAGAUCUCGCCAUGGCUCACUAUGGUUACGGCGGCGACGAAGAGUAUGGAGCUUAUAUUAACAGGAGAAGUUUUAGGUGACUGUGAUGUGUACUCUUUGUUUGGACUAAAUUGUAUGACUGUACGGAUAAUUAAAUUAUUUGUGUAGAUAUAAGUGAGGAUGAAUAAAGAAAGUAUUUGUUUUUAUUA
Messenger RNA from Aethina tumida (small hive beetle), 684 nucleotides. RefSeq lists its product as uncharacterized. The transcript has 2 exons. The record is from RefSeq and is a predicted model, not a curated record. NCBI's taxonomy places the organism in Eukaryota, Metazoa, Arthropoda, Insecta, Coleoptera, Nitidulidae. Bases 124 to 576 code for a protein of 150 amino acids.